Molecule: messenger RNA, 4895 nt
Organism: Plectropomus leopardus (leopard coralgrouper)
Lineage: Eukaryota; Metazoa; Chordata; Actinopteri; Perciformes; Serranidae
Gene: sall4
Product: spalt-like transcription factor 4
Biological process (GO): regulation of transcription by RNA polymerase II
Cellular component (GO): nucleus
Molecular function (GO): DNA-binding transcription factor activity, RNA polymerase II-specific; RNA polymerase II cis-regulatory region sequence-specific DNA binding
Source: RefSeq, a predicted model, not a curated record
UCAGCUGUCAGAGGACCGUGAUAAAUCGCAAUGCAUUAUUGAUAAUAAUAAUUACGUUGACAUGCGCAUUUCUACUUGAGGGGCUAAUUUUCCCCGAAGAAUUUGUUGAAGAAGGAGAGGAAAAUUUGUUGGCAACUCUUUGCUCCCUGAUGGUUGCACCAUGUCGAGGCGCAAGCAAGCCAAACCGCAGCACAUCAACUCGGACGAGCCGGGCUCGUUAGAAAACGGGAUUCUUCCAGAUGAUCAGACUGAGGUGACUGAAAACGAAGUGAAGAGGAUCAGGAUGGAUGAGACCAGGGUUUGCACCAAGUGUUGUGCCGAAUUCUUUGAUGAAGCCGAAUUCCUUGAGCAUGAGAAAAAUUGCACUAAAAGUCAGCAAGUGCUCAUCAUGAAAGACGGCGAUGGCAACGAAGUGCCUGAGGAAUAUUCACAAGGCUCACCUGAAGGCCUCACGAGUGACCACGACGACAGCCAGUCCAGCAGUCACUCCUUAUCAAACGUCAAUACAGACCACCUGGAAAGAAUGGAGGAAGAGUCCAGUGUGAACGCAGAGGACGCAGGACAGCAGGAGACGGAAAUGCCUGUGAGCCCUGAGAUGUCUUUCCACCAAUCGCACAAAAUGCAAGAUUCAAAUGUCACUCUGGAAACCAUUGCAGACACCAAAGUGGCUGUCUCCCAACAUAUUUCAAAUACUACACCCCUUACCUCGUCACAAGAAGUCAUGCAGGCCAUCCCGAUGAUCCUGGAACAAUUAGUCUGCCUCCAGCAACAGCAGCUGCAGCAAAUCCAGCUCACAGAACAGAUCAGGAUCCAGGUAGCGAUGAUGACUCCACAGGGUCUCCAGUCAUCAGUAGGGGCAGCGAUGGACCCUCUGAAAGCCCUCGGUGCACAUCUCUCUCAACAACUUUCUGCUGCAGCAGCUUUGAUAGGAAAAAGGACCGGCAGUCAGAGCCUCUCUAUGGAGACAAUGAAGCAAGGUAAACUACCUCUGCCCACUGGCAUCCCUACCUCUCUGAAUGGAGGACUGGUGACUUCUAAAACAGACAUUUUGAAGGGCAUUUCAGAUCUGCCAAACCGUUUACCAGCACAACUGCAACAGUCAGGUGUCAUAGGUUAUUCCAGUACCUUCAACGGCAUCCAAGCAGGGAUUGAAUCCACUAAAAAAGUGAAGACGAAGAUGCUGAACCCGCCACUAGAAUCAAAGGACGGCAACUCGUUAUACAAGCACAAGUGUAAAUACUGCGGAAAGACCUUUGGCAAUGACAGCGCUCUCCAGAUACACUUGCGUUCUCACACUGGCGAGAGGCCCUUCAAGUGUAACAUUUGUGGCAACCGGUUCACAACCAAAGGAAACCUUAAAGUGCAUUUCCAGAGGCAUAAAGACAAGUAUCCUAACAUCAGCAUGAACCCGCAUCCUGUGCCAGAACACCUUGACAACAUUCCCACCAGCAGCGGCAUACCCUUUGGCAUGUCUGUGCCCAUGGAUGAGUCCAAUAUGACCGACAUCAAGCCUAUGCUCAGCCAUCCUGCUGCCGGCUUCCACCCAUCACCCGUACCAGGAUUCAAGACAUAUGACGGCUUUGCAGGAGACCCAUUUUCUCAGAGACCCUCCCCUUCAACAAGUGAUGGCUCCCCAUCGGUUUCUGCUAAUGUGUUUGGCCAAGAACCAGGAGUGGAUCCGAAUCAGAAGGAUGCUAAAGAAUUGCUCGGAGCGCUGCAUCAUAUGAACGGUAACGCCCUCAUAGGAGAACAAAGCUCUGGUACUGCAAAACUUCAGCAGAUGGUAGAUGGCCUGGACAAGAGGACCAGUGACCCCAAUGAGUGUGUGAUCUGCCACAGGGUCCUCAGCUGCCAGAGCUCGCUCAAAAUGCAUUACCGAACACACACCGGCGAGAGGCCCUACAAGUGCAAAAUCUGUGGUCGUGCAUUCUCCACCAAGGGUAACCUCAAGGCCCAUUACGGAGUGCACAGGGCCAACACUCCUCUGAAGAUGCAGCACUCGUGUCCCAUCUGCCAGAAGAAAUUCACCAACGCCGUGGUUCUGCAGCAGCACAUUCGCAUGCACAUGGGUGGACAGAUUCCCAACACCCCAAUGCCAGAAAAUCCGUUUGAGGCAGCAGAAGCAAUGGAGUCAUCUCUAUCAGAGGAGAAGUCUAUGGAUAUCACUGGUUUUGAAGCAAGCAUGGAGGAACAUGAGCCGGAGCUGAACUCCCAGAGGCCAAACGACACCUCUGAUCCCAUCCCACCUGCCUCUGAGGAAUCACAAAAGCAAGCAGCCCCCGCUGGGUUUUCCAGCCUCGACGUUUUGAAGAAUCUCACCUCUGCUCUCGCACUGAAACGACAGAGCAGCACCGCUUCGGAAAGCGAGGGAACAUCCAAAGAAUCCCCAUCGGCUCCCAGAGAGCAGGAAUAUCAGAACGGCCGCAGUCCUGCCAUUUCUGACUCUGCUGUGUCAUUUCACUCCUCUUCCCCACUGAACAACAUGAGCAGCAGCAAGUCUCCUGAGUCUGCUGUUGACGACUUUGCCCGCAAACCAGAGUCUGACGGUGGUGCUCAAGGUGGCAGUGAGUCGGGUGGAGCCCUGGACCUCACAGCAUCCAGCAGCUUCACCCCCAGACCAAUCAAAGAAGAGCCUGGCAUACCAUACACAAACGGAGAUUAUGUUCCCAGCAACAUGUCCUUCAUGAGAAUACCAUCAAGUCUGGCCAGCCUGGAGAUGAAGAUCCCUCCGGAGAAUCCCAUGGGCCCGCAUGGUUUCAUCAGCUCCCAUAUGCCUCAGGGAACAGCCAUGCCAUCGUCCAUCUCCACAGCACCGCGACGAUCAAGCAAACAGCACGUGUGUAACAUCUGUGGCAAGAACUUCUCAUCUGCCAGCGCCUUGCAGAUCCAUGAGCGCACUCAUACAGGAGAGAAGCCGUUUGCCUGCAACAUCUGCGGCAGGGCUUUCACCACCAAGGGAAAUCUAAAGGUGCAUAUCGGCACUCACAUGUGGAACAACACAUCACGGCGGGGCCAGCGUCUGUCUCUGGAUAAUCCCAUGGCGUUGAUGGCAAUGAGCUCCGAGGCCAAGAUGUUGCCAGAAAUUAUGCAGGCCCCCAAAGAACUGGGUGCCCCGCCAAUGAACUUUGACCAGUCUCUGUGGAACCAGUAUGCUGCUGCCUUCAGUGGGGGCCUGACCAUGAAGACCAAUGAAAUUUCAGUCAUCCAGGGAGGUGGCAUCCCGCUCCCUGGGAGCCCUGCCGGCGGGCCUCUGAUUGGAUCCACCGGAGGCCUCAUGAAGAUGGAUGGAUCCCACUCUGGCUUGCCUGCCACCAUGGCUGAAAUUGAGAAGAACAGCUCAGAAAGUGUGCCAAAAUCGCAGUUCCCACAUUUCAUGGAGGAGGGUAAAAUUGCAGUUAAUUAGGCGUUUUUUUUCUCCAGUCAGUUUACCACCUGAACUCUUUUUUUGAAUGUCUCCCAUUUAAAUGAGGUACAAUCAACAUUCAGAGAACACCUUGUAGAAUCUGCUUAGAUUGGUUGAAUUUUCUCGGUAACUUCAUUGCAGCUCUCUCCCCUCCUGAUCUGAACAAUUCUCAAGUGUUAUUUUUAGUUCAACUUGAUAUAACUACUGUAGUUGUGUUUUUAUUUUAUAUAAAUAUAUAUGCGGGUAUUUUUUUCCUGUGACUUUUGUUUUUUUUGCUGUCUAUCCAGAAGUUUGAAUGUAUAACUUGAAACACUUGAAACUGCUUUAAUUCAGACCGUCUCCUCGAUGCUUUUUUUGAAGGAUUUCGACUUUAAUAGGAAGUUUCAGGGCAUGACCUUUUACGGACACUGUGUCUCAGUGUUCGGAAAUAAUGGUUUAGUUAACCGUAUGUAUCUAGAAUGACUACUUUCCCUCCUAUUGUGUGCCAUAGAUUUUAUGACAUUGUACAUUUUUUGUAGUGGUAAAUGUCAUCAGCGUGUCAUUUUGAAGGGGCUUUUGAUCAGAUUGUUCCAGCAUAUGUCCAUUAAAUAAAGGUGCAACAAUACAGUCAUCCGUUUGGGAUAAUGUAGGUUUCAAACAGGCUUUAAUCAUCGGUGCAUCAGUGCUAAGAUACAGUAAACUCCAAGCUUUUGCCAAGUGCCUAAUUUGAAUGUUACAAUGUUGCUGUUGUCUUUCACUGCACCAUAAUGUUAUCACAAAGGCUGUUAGACUGAUACAUUUGUGUGUUGUACUGUGUAACAUUGUAUUUCAUAUUUUCACCAAUUUACAAAAGUCAGUUUUCCCUAAAAUGUUUUGCAGAGUCAAAUUUAGUUGGCUGAGCUCCGAAAGUGUUCUCAUGCCUGCACUUUAUUUCAGGUUUUAGUUCAAUUUCCAUCUUGUAGUUACAUUUCACUGCUUUUAUUGUGAUGGCUGACCGAGGGGAAAAAAGGCAAAUCAACUAUUUUGUUAACUUUUCCUCUCUGUCAUGUUUUGUGUGAAACAACCGUCAGACCUUUUGUUUUCUAGGUAAUCAAUUUUGUAGCAUCAUUAAUUUAUUUAUAAUUCACAAAAUGCUUGAGGUUAGGGGGUAAGUUCUACCUCGUUUAGAUUUUAGUUGUCCUCCGCGCCCCCUACUCUCAAAGCAGCGUGCAUUUUCCGAUACAUUCUCGAGUAUACGAUGAGACUUUCACUCUCAACCUGCUGAGUUGGAACAGUAAUGAAUGUAUCACUGGACACUUUACACAACUCAGAAUGGUCAGAUCACUUUGUAGGCCCCCUGCUGUACAUUCCUUAUCGAUAUGCAUUUGCCAAGUUGUGCCUUUCUUUAGCAAACCAUGUCAAAACUGCUUUCAAGUUGGUCUCUACAAUUCAAGUGAUGUUGAGCCAAUUUGGCCUGUUUACAAUGUAAAUGUCUUUUUUUUGUUUCGUUUUUGUUUUUUCAAAUGUUUUCCUA